GUCGUAUAAUUGAAGCCCCCCAUCCACUCGUUCAAGUAAUUGUCGGUGUACUUGAAUGUCUGUAUGUUUACCAAUGAUAUCCUCGCCCUAAUCUUUGUGAAUCUACGCUCAGUCUCGCCCCUUAUCCUUUUAAUAUUUCCUCAUGGAUUAGAAGUAGUGGUAUUGGAAACUAUCCCUAAGUCUGAUAGAUAUCCCACUUGAAGUUCUCAAGAGUCAUCCUUCCACUAAUUAACCCCCGCCGUAUGCCAUAAAACUCGUCAGAAUGGCAUCCGAAUCAGACAUAGCCACGGCCGCAAAGACGGCUUGCAGACUUUUAGACUCCGCCUUUCCCAGGCGCGUGACAUUUCCAUCCCAUACUCGAUACCAGUCUCAGAAAUGUCAACCAUGGUGUCAGAAUUGCUGGCUUCCUGCGGCUUGCUUUGUCCGACCUCAGAACAGCAAAGACGUUGCGGAAGUCAUCAAAAUUGUGAAGAACGCCGAUGCUAAGUUUGCGAUCCGUUCCGGUGGCCACAAUUCAACCCUAGUUUCAGCAGCAUAGAUAAUGGAGUACGGUGGCAUAUUAGUGCGCAACCGACAAAACAAAAAAGCGGAUGAAAAUUCGUCCGACUUGGCACUCGCACUAUAAUUACAGCACCUACAUACGCUAAAGCUCCCUAUAAAUACAGGGCAUUACAGUGGUGCAUUCGCUAGAAUUAUAGUGCUUGAAAAAAGUCUCCGAGGUUAUUAAAGGAUUCAAUUGUCAAUCCAAUUUUCAAUUGCCUUAUACAUUACACAUUCAGAUAACUUUACAAAAACAACAAUUCAGA
Daldinia loculata is the source of this 806-nucleotide messenger RNA. RefSeq lists its product as uncharacterized. The coding region runs from base 263 to 538 and encodes 91 amino acids. NCBI's taxonomy places the organism in Eukaryota, Fungi, Ascomycota, Sordariomycetes, Xylariales, Hypoxylaceae. Gene Ontology annotation, molecular function: flavin adenine dinucleotide binding. The transcript is spliced from 2 exons. The record is from RefSeq and is a predicted model, not a curated record.